This is a messenger RNA of Bubalus bubalis (water buffalo), 1918 nucleotides long. RefSeq names its product TAF5-like RNA polymerase II p300/CBP-associated factor-associated factor 65 kDa subunit 5L. Gene Ontology annotation, biological process: regulation of DNA-templated transcription. Gene Ontology annotation, cellular component: histone acetyltransferase complex; nuclear protein-containing complex. The record is from RefSeq and is a predicted model, not a curated record. The coding region runs from base 87 to 1910 and encodes 607 amino acids. The transcript has a single exon. Lineage: Eukaryota; Metazoa; Chordata; Mammalia; Artiodactyla; Bovidae. Gene Ontology annotation, molecular function: transcription coactivator activity; protein binding.
CUUCCGGGAGAGACGGAAGUGGUUGUGGGGCGACCCCGGCGGCAGCCGCGGGCACAGGAAGCGGAAGCCGCCUGGGAUCUUCAGUCAUGGAGGAGUUUCACACCGAGGAGAUGCAGACGGCCGUGUCCUCCUACCUCAAACGCCGGCAGUACAGGGGCGCGGAUGGCCCACCGAAGGAAGGCCUGCGACUGUCACAGAGCGCCCAGGAUAUGGCUACCAGCCUCGCAGUCCAGUCAGAAUCUGGUUGUGCCAACACAGUGUCUGCAGCCCCUUGCCGGGCAGACCCCCAGCAAUAUGAAGUACAGUUUGGACGGCUGCGGGAUUUUCUCAUGGACUCUGACUCCCAGCAUAGCCAUGAACUGAUGCCUCUCCUCUACCCUCUCUUUGUCUACCUCCAUCUCGACCUGGUCCAGAACAGUCCAAAGAGCACAGCGGAAAGCUUUUACAGCCACUUCCAUGGAAUGUUUCUCCAGAACGCCAGCCAGAAGGACGUCAUAGAGCAGCUCCAGACCACCCAGACCAUCCAAGACAUCCUGUCUAACUUCCGGCUGCGGGCCUUCCUGGACAGCAAGUACGUGGUUCGUCUGCCAGAAGACUGCUACAACUACCUUCUCUGCUACCUCCAGAGUGACAACAACACUGCGCUGUACAGAGUCCUCGCCUGGCACAUCCACCUGGACGUGCAGCCCGCCGAGAGGAUAGACUACCAGCUCUAUGCCAGCGGUGGCUGCUCCAGCGGCGAGGGCAGCUGCUCCAGCAGCGAAGGCGGCUCCUCCAGCGGCAAGGGCGGCUCCUCCAGAGGCCAGGGCAGCGGCCAGGAGCCCACCGACCUGCCCAUGUACAUCCUGCAGAAAGAGGAGGAUCUGGACAUCCUUCAGGAGACCAUCAAGUGCGUCCAGGAUGGCCCCCCCUCCCUCAUCACCAUCUACUCCUACGCCUUCUACAACACUGAGCAGCUGCUGAGCACGGCGGAGGCCUCCCCGGACAACAAGCUGCUCGCCACGGGCUUUAACAACUCCUGUAUAAAACUGUGGAGUCUGACUUCCAAGUUUAAAUCCAAGCCCCAUCAAAUAGACGUGCCCAACAUCCACUUGCCUAAUGAUACCAUCGAGGUCGAUGAGGAGGACAGGACAGCCACGGAGAAGAAGGUUCUCCUGGGACACUGCGGGCCAGUGUACAGCACCAGGUUCCUCCCGGACAGCUCGGCACUGCUCUCCUGCUCUGAAGACACGUCCAUCAGGUACUGGGACCUGGAGAGCUUCACUAACACCGUGCUGUACCAGGGCCAUGCCUACCCUGUGUGGGACCUGGACAUCAGCCCGCACAACCUGUUCUUUGCAAGCGCGUCCUACGACCGCACGGCGCGGCUGUGGUCGUUUGAUCGGACAUACCCACUGCGAAUCUACGCUGGGCACCUGGCGGAUGUGGACUGUGUCAAGUUCCACCCCAAUUCAAACUAUUUAGCCACGGGCUCGACAGACAAGACGGUGCGGCUUUGGAGUGCCCAGCAGGGGAACUCUCUGAGACUCUUCAUGGGCCACUGCGGCCCCGUGCGCUGUCUGGCCUUUUCCCCCAAUGGUCAGUACCUGGUGUCGGCGGGUGAGGACCAGCUGCUGAAGCUGUGGGACCUGGCAUCUGGGACCCUCUACAAAGACCUACACGGCCACACGGAUGACAUCACCAGCGUCACCUUCAGCCUGGACAGCAGCCUGAUCGCGUCAGCAUCCAUGGAUAACUCUGUGCGUAUCUGGGACAUCAAGAGCAAGCACAACAGCACGCCCGCCGAUGGCUCGUCCAGUGAGCUCCUGGGCGUCUACACCAGCCAGAUGAGCACUGUGCUGAAUGUGCAGUUCAUGGCUGGCAGCCGCCUGCUGGUGACCGGAAUCAGAGAAGAACAUCAGGAACACUGAUUUGUACC